Messenger RNA from Propithecus coquereli (Coquerel's sifaka), 1836 nucleotides. It is a transcript of the gene LYVE1, whose product is annotated as lymphatic vessel endothelial hyaluronan receptor 1. Gene Ontology annotation, biological process: cell adhesion. The record is from RefSeq and is a predicted model, not a curated record. Lineage: Eukaryota; Metazoa; Chordata; Mammalia; Primates; Indriidae. Gene Ontology annotation, molecular function: hyaluronic acid binding; transmembrane signaling receptor activity. Gene Ontology annotation, cellular component: plasma membrane. The coding region runs from base 282 to 1247 and encodes 321 amino acids. The transcript is spliced from 6 exons.
CUCAUUUGUGUGCUUUCUGAGUCAGCAUUAGCUAAAUUUUCCAGAAAGCCAUCCACAAAGUACAGCCUGGGCGUUCAAGGGACGUCAUUCAUUUCCCCCAGUGACCUUGACAAGUCAGAAGCUUGAAAGCAGGGAAAUCCGGAUGUCUCAGUUGUGAAGUGGAGCAGUGUGAGCCUCAACAGAUUUCCAGAACUCUCCAUCCAGACCAGAGAUUGAGCAUCUGCCUCUCAUACUGCCAGUGGCCAUCUGGGGUGCCUCCCUGGCUCUAAGGGGUUAGCACAAUGGCCAAGGGCUUCAGCCUGGUGUUGCUUCUUGCUUCCAUCUGGACCACGAGGCUCCUGGUCCAAGGCUCUCUCCGUGUAAAAGAUCUUUCCAUCUCGCUGCCAUGCAGAAUUAUGGGGAUCACCCUUGUGAACAAAAAGGUAGGCCAGCAGCUGAAUUUCACAGAAGCCAAGGAGGCCUGCCGGCUGCUGGGAAUGACUUUGGCCAGCAGAGCCCAGGUCGAAGAGGCACUGAAGGCUGGCUUUGAGACUUGCAGCUAUGGAUGGGUCGAAGACAGAUUCUCAGUCAUCCCUCGGAUUCUCCCGAACCCCAAGUGUGGGAAGAAUGGGAUAGGCGUCCUAAUUUGGAGAGCUACAGUUAGCCAAAGGUUUGGGGCCUAUUGUCACAACUCAUCUGAUAUUUGGAUUAACUCGUGCUCUCCAGAAAUCAUCACCACCGAAGAUCCCAUAUUCAACACUCAAACUGAAAUGCACGUGACAGAUUUUAUCGCCAGUGACAGUACAUAUUCAGCAUCAUCCCCUUCCUCUACGAUUCCUGCCCUUGCUACUACUCGUGCUCUGGCUUCUACUUCUAUUCCACGGAGAAAAAAAUUGAUUUGCAUCACAGAAGUUUAUAUGGAAACUAGCACCAUGCCUAUGGAAACUGAAUCAUCUAUUGAAAAUAAAGCAUCAUUCAAGAAUGAAGUUUCUGGAUUUGGAGGCGUCCCCACUGCUCUGCUUGUGCUGGCUCUCCUCUUCUUCGGUGCCGCAGCUGGUCUUGCAUAUUGCUACAUCAAAAGGUAUGUGAAGGCCUUCCCUUUCACAAACAAAAAUCAGCAGAAGGAAAUGAUUGAAACCAAAGUAGUAAAGGAGGAGAAGGCUGAUGACAGCAACCCUAAUGAGGAAUCAAAGAAAACUGAUAAAAACCUGGAAGAGCCCAAGAGUCCACCCAAAACUACGGUGCGAUGCCUGGAAGCUGAAGUUUAGAUGAGAAAGAAGUGAGAAGACCCGCCUGAGGCUGGUUUCUUUCAUGAUAUGUAUCCUGGCCCCAGCUGGGGAAACUAUUAAUAAAAUGGCCAAAGAAUCAAAGAAGAAAGUCCAGCCUUGGUUCCUAACUGAAUCAGCUCAGGGCUACCUUAUGACUAUGGAGUUCACCAAAGAGAACUCCCUUCUUAAUGCAGUCCUUUCUGGAUCCUAUCCUCCUACCUCCAAAGCUUCCCACCGCCUUUCUAGCCUGGCUAUGUCCUAAUAAAAUCCCAUGGGAGAAAGGAAAUUUGCAAAGCACAUGGAUCUAAAACAGCUCAUCAGUACACAAUUGUAAAAAAGCCUCCAGACUGUCCAGGACCAGGUGAGGUGAGAGGCAAGGAGUCACUGAGACCAAGGCUUUGUCUGCUGACUCCAUAGCCCAGAUCCUUCCUUCAGUUCUGAAAGAGAAACACUUACACCACCUGGCAUGUCCUUCUGAACCAGGCAGGAGCAAAAGGACAGAGAAGUUUAGCACCUGAGAGCCAUGGAGAUUCCCAUGAUUUGACACCUAAACUCUGUAAAGGCAAAAUAAACAGAGAAAUAGAACGAG